AUGGAGAUGGAACAUUUAGAACCGAGGGUGAAACCGUUGCCCUUCAAGGUAAAGGCAGCGUCCCGAGAGUCGUCGCCGACCCAGAAGGCUGCCCAUUUACUCGAACCGGACCUUCGUUCCCACUGGUCUACCGGGACGAACACGAAGGAGUGGAUAGUUCUUGAGCUAGAGGUACGCUUGUAAAUCUCUCUCUCUCUCUCCGCAGAUAUAAUAAGAGAUAAUCCUUGCUGGAGUUGAUUGGAUUGGGGAAUUUAUGAUAGAAGAUAGCGGGAGAGAGCAGUCUAAGUUUUUUUUUCCAGGUUCUAAUGUAUGUGAAUUAUUUGAAAUAUUGAAAUAUCUGAAGUUUUAGCCCCUCAUUGGUUAGAAUGAAUGUCUGUUGCUGCGAAGUUUUAUGAGAACAACAUCGAACGAACAUAUGUUCCCUCAUUAAUUUUUUUUUGGGUGUCGAAUUAUUUCCUCAGGAUGAAAGUUUUUCACAAAUAGUCCUUCAGAAUAAAUUAUGUAAUUGGAGCUUUUCUCACCGUCAGGAUAGUCACUUGCAUCUUUUAAUAUAUCAAGUCUCAAUUUUAUGACAAUUACUUGCUUCUGCUCCAUAGAGAAGAAAAACAGUAUCACAAUCAACUUAUCUGAGAUUAUUCACUUUUAGGCUUUCAUCAUAUUUGCAAGUCUCUAAUCAGCUCAAGUACUUGUGCCCUCUAUUCCUUUCUAUUCAACACCAAAAGACAGGAGGGUACACAUGCGGUCCCCUUACCCAAGACUUGAAUGUGCUCAAUCGACAGGCAUACUAGUUUCACCGAAGUUUACUUUCUGAUUCAUCCCUUGGAUCUUUCGUAGGUGCCCAUCAAAGCUUAAUCUAUAAUGGGAAGUCCCACUUCACCCACAUCGUAAUGGUGCUUGAAAACCAACCGUCUUUUCUCCCAGGUCCUAUUCUUCACUGCAUGCGUGUACCCAUAUAUCAAUUGGAUUUUCGUGUACCACUUUGUUUACUCUUAUUGAUUGCCUUUCUGUGGACCCUGUUCAUAACCUGAUGGGUUUUUAAUCUCAUAAUGCACGUGCCAUAUCGUUAUUCAGUAUCAGUACGAAAAUGGACUUCUUCAUGGUCUUCUGAUGAGAAUGAAAAUUUCAGUAAAACUGAUCUAAUUGAUAAUAAUUUUUUCCUUGAAAUUUUAUUGAUUAGUUUUUAAUCAUAUCGUAUGUUUCUUGGAAUAAGAUAAGAGUUAAUGCCUUCUCUCAUUCUAGAAAUCGUUAUUGUUUGAAAUCGUUUGGAGAGUUCCUCACCUCUUCAUUUUACCCUGUCUCCCUUGAUCUUUGCUGCCUGUUGCUUCCCUGAUUGGUAUCCCUUCUUACCUGUCUUAAAUGCACCUUUGUAUUGUGUAUUUCCCUCACGAAAAAUCCUUUUCUACUCCGGUGCGUUGGGACCCACCCUCCAGUUGAAUUGUUCACUCUCUUACAUCAUUCCUACAAAAUGUUCCACUAGCUUCACCCAACGUGGUAAUUACUGUCUUGGUCAUGAAAUUCUUCACACUUGCUUGGUUGCCACAGAGAAUCUUCUGCACCGGGGUAUGGGAUCCUAUAACUUUCAAGGCAAGCCAUGUACGUGCUUGAACUCCUAUCUCGUUCGGGACCUCUCUAAUAUAGGAUAAGGUUCAUCGUUAACCUGCUGUUGGUCUUUCAAAGCGUAAACUUGUUUUGAGACAAUGAAGUCUACAGCCAAGCUAGUGCUUGAUUCUCUGCCAGGCAACUUCUAUUGUGGAAUGACAUUUAUCCUCAGGGGUUCAUCUCUUGGGUGGAUGCCGGCUCACAGGUCUCCUUGGUGAUCUGAAGUGCAUGCACAAAAGGAAGCCCCUCCCAAGUUCUCUAAUCAAUACAGAGAAGACCACUUUAUACUACUUUUCUUCCUCCAAUGUCAGUCCCCUAGGCUGUCAUCUGAGCAUUGAUAUCCACGUAGGUUUGAUCCCAAAUAGUAUGAAACAGGUCAUGUGAUAUACAUGUGCCAUUGUUAUUUGAAAUUUGAAGUAAUCAGUUGGAGUUGUUGCCUGAUUUAUUGAUUGUAUUUUAUAUUAUAUGCAUGUCAAUUGGAAUAUGAAUUUUCUUUUGUAGAGAACUCCCGCAGCUGUGCAACAGCAAGAAACUAUAGCCCUUUACUGUUAUUCCCUAGAUUACAUGAGCUACAAGUGGGUCUGCUGUAUUAUUCAUGCUAGUUUAAUUAUUGGAGUAUAUUUCUUAUGCACUACGUUGGUUAUUUCUUUCUCUGCAGGAACCUUGUCUACUUUCGCAUAUUAGGAUUUAUAAUAAAUCUGUUCUUGAAUGGGAAAUCUCUGUUGGACUACGCUACAAGGUUAAUGCCCACUGGUGCUUCCUUUUCAUUUUCUUGAUUUUAUCUUCACAGGAAUCAUCCAUAUGCUAUUUAAUUUUCUACCUGAAGUUUGAUCCUUGACUCUAUUCUGUGGCACAUUAUGUGAUCUUCCUUCUUCCCUCUUGCAGAUAUUCUCACAAGAAAGAUCUGUUCUUUUUUCUAUCAGCUCAUUGUGAUUAAUCUGAUUCUAUUCGGUGGCAAAAUUAUAUGACUUUCCUGGUGAGAGCGUGGAUUGUUGGCCAAUUCACAUCUCAAUGCAGGAGUUAUAAUAUGCUCUUUCUAGCGUUCUAGAGAUUGACGUCAAUCUUGAAAUUCGGAGCUUGUAAGGAGAGAAUAUUAAUGACAUGACAUAUUGCCAUAAUUCUUCGCUCAUGUCUUCUUUGUUUAAGUGAACGUUUGUAUUGCAUCAUAAUUUAACCUUCAUAUUAUUUAUUUUAUUAUCUUCCCCUGAUUUUAUUGGUAGUUUCCUUGAAUUACCAUGCUUUCAAACAUAUCUACUAAGUCAUGCAUAAAGCUGGGGAGGUUUUGCUGACUCAAAACGAUUUUGUUGACUAUAAAUUAAUUGCAUCAUUUCUCUCGUAGAUAUUGGGAAAUACCUUGACGCCGACAGUUGAUUAAUGGCUCGUUUUCACUCAAUGCGUAAUGAGGAUCAAUAUGGGCAUCGUGAGUGCUGGAAGAUUCGUCAUCAUGCCUGUUGUUUUCUUUUAUUUGACUUGGUCAAUCACUUCCAGAUGGAACUGACAUUCAUUGAAAGAGCGUGGUAUCACAUAAUAAGCACCUGGGGGGUCUGAAUCCUCUAUUUGGUUGAAAAUCAGUCGGCCAAUUGGGCUUGCUGACCUAUGCAUGCUUAAUUGAGACACGCCUUUGAAUUUAUGACAUUUGAGACAGCAUGGGAGAGGAACUGGAUAUUUUACCUGAUCGUGCGUAUAACACUCUGAACUGCGUUUGUCUUUACCUUGUUGGUCAUUGGUGUUCCUUUGAAAAGUCACAGUGUAGGAAGUUUCCAGGAGGGUAAGAAAUGCCAUAGCUUCAUCUGAAAUAGGACUAUUACCUUGGGUCACUGCAGCAGCAUUUAGAAACAUCACAUGCUAGUAUCAUUCUGGACAAAUCUGGGAAAUGAUUUAUUUCGAGGUUCUGCACUAGCCUGUAUCGAUUCAUUUGAUCUUUAUAUAUAUCCUUAAUGCUUUUGAUACACCAGUUAAAGUGGUCGUUUCAGUCAUCAAGCAUUAAUGUUGAUCAUGUUUUCACAUCUGGCUAUUAGUUUAGCAGAAUAUAUUCUGAUAAUAGUUAGGCUACUAUUUUGCGGUCAUGAUUGGAUUAUCAUUGUGACAUUUGAUGACUGAUUUGGGUGUAGAUAUAAUCGUACUAAAAAGACAUUGCUUUUUUACUGUACGGCUAUGAUAUAAUGGGUAUUUUGGAUAAAAAUUAUAUCACUGAAUGAAAGGCAUAUUUGAUGCAUUUGAAUGGUUCAGGUUCAGAUUCCUGUUCAGGUUCAUGUUCCUACGUAAUAAAACUGAAAUCUCGUGGAUAGCAUUUAUUGUGUUGGGGGUCUCCUUUUGAUGAGCCCUUGCUAUGGGAAAACAUUGCAGUUAAUGGGGACUAUCUUCCAUCAACAAAGUCAAUGAUAAGUCAAUGGUCUUGUUAGUAUGGGGAAGCAUCUUGAAACAUCAGAAAUGGCAGCUGCCUCAAAUUUGCUGUCUUUGAAAAUGGUAAAAUUUCAGGUAGUUGAAGAUCAAUGGUGGGAAGGAUUCGCUUCUGUGAAUCUAUCUAAAAUCCAUAUCUUGCCAUUGAUAGCGGAAAUUCUUUGUGGAAUGACGAGGCAGAUCAAGAAGCCAUCUGGGAUUCUUUAAUUUAAGAACUCCCACAGAGGUAACAGAGGCAUUGGAGUAUUACAUGUUGACCAGGUUCUCUACUCAGUGGUAUCUGGGAUGCAUGAAGUGGCGUCUUAGUGAUAAUUCUCAUCUUGGUCAUUUGCUACAAGGAAUGAGGAACUGUGAUGUUGGGAGAGAUUUUCAAAGCAGUGAAGGUUUCAUUGGCUCUUGCCAGGGUCCGAAUUUCUUGCUGGAUAAUCUUACUAUGUGGCACAAAUAUUUAGAAGGGUCAGCUCCUUGGCUGUUUGUGUUUUAAUUGAGCAUGGUACCGGAAGAAAUUUUAGGCGAGACUUUUGUGUAAUGAGUGAAGGGAUGAGUCUCUCAUCUUGUGGAUGUUUAAUUUGGGUACGGUCUAGACGAUCUUGGUUUGGGAUAACUGUGAUUUUCAGAUUUAAUGAACACACAAUUGUACGAUUACCAUUUUCAAAAAAGAAUAUCAAACAAAAAGGAGAGCUAGACAUUGUUGACUCUUUCACAUAUAACUUAGUUACAGUAAGAAAGCACAGUUGGAAAUUAAUGAUGGAUGAAACCUUACCAUCAGCUGUCCUGUAUGCGCUGUUGGAGUGGAGACUUUCUCUUCUUCACUCACACCGAAUACAUCAUCAUCUUCAUAGUAGGCAGAUUGCUGGAGGAUUUUGGUAUAGCUACAGAUUUUGAAGAGCUUCAGAUUUUUAAUUUUCACCUUUCUUCUUCCAUGCAAUUAUUCUUGCUGAGAGUCUAAGAGAUUAUCUGCAUCUUUUUAUGUCUAAAAUAUUAAUUCUUUAGCCGGUCAUUGUAAAAUGAGUCUGCAUUCUCUGCACCUUCCAGUUGUUUUAUAUGUUUGUGUUUUAUAUGCAGAAAGUUGCUCUUUUUUUUCUAGGGUUUGAGGAUAUAGAAAUCUGCAUUCUCUGGUACUAAUUGAUUUUACCCACUGUGCCGAGGGAUAUUUGGGGAUGACAGAUACAAGAGAUUCAAGGAUUAGUUUACCGGGAAGCAUUGAGUAUCCCCAUAGAAAGUCUGAAGUUCAAAGAUUCACUAUUCAUCUGUAGCAUGUAUAAAUUGAACCUACUUACAAGCUCAAUAGGGUCCUAAUGCUUGACAUUCACUUUCCAAAGCUUAUUUUACUGACUCAUCUAGUCUGUGAAGGAAGCAUCUCCUACAGCGCUUAUUUGUCUUUGCCUAUGGAAUAAUAGGAGAACACACCCUUCAUAUCACACUAUGCGACUCUCCUUGGUUUGAAAGUUUUUGCAACUAUUGCCCUCCCCAUUGCCCAGUUCAUUAUAUCAGGUUGAUAUAACUUACGUUAUCUUGAAACCUUUGUUCCUCUACCAUCGCAGAAAUUUUCUGUAUAAAAUAAUUAAUUGUCCUCAAUCCUCAUUUUACUCUCAUCUUUCCCGAAACUUUAAAGAUUACCUUACACAUGCAUGUACCAGAUGCGAUCAAUUGCUGUAACAUCUUAAUACGGUUUCCUCUGCAGUUUUCGUCAGUUAGAAUGAUGAAGGUUUGGCGAAUAAUGGAAACCUGGAAUUUAGCUCUUCUUCCAUAUGAAACCACGAAAACUAUUCAUAAUAUUGUUCACAAUGACUUUGAUGCCGUUUUGUCCAAUUUAAUAAGUCGUAAAAGAUGGAGGAGUGAAACGCAGCUCGUUUUCAAUCUCAAAAGGUGUGAACUACUUUUUUUCAUGCUGACUUGGCUACAACGUUAUUGCUUUGUUCAUCAGUCUUUUAUUUGGAUUGGAACUUCACUCAAAAUGCACCGUUGUUACUUGAAAAAGUAGAGUGGGAUUCCCAUGCAUUUAACUUAUAUGGAGAUUAAAUUUCUAAUAUCUCAUCUAUUUACUUCAAGGAGGCUUCAGCUAUGAUUGAGGUUAUGGUCCAGUUUGUGUAUUCCAUGAUUGGGUAUCACCUUAACGAUUACAUAGUAUGCAAUAUUUGCCUGGAACCAUGCUUAUUCUAUUCUUGUCUGAUACUAAUGCGAAUGCCUAGUAGGCCUUUUACCUGAUUUUGUCUAGUAUGUGUCUCCAUUUGGUUGUGGAUGGUAAUGCAAGAGUUGAACACUUGUCUGCAAAAGACCAUUCUUUUAUCUGGCCGUCAUAGAACUGCCAACCGCGGUUUUUGGGCUUGGGUUACAUCUUCUGACCUGAAUAGGUAUGGAAGAGUUGAAAAUUAUUAAUUGGGUCAUGUAAUUUUCGUUUCUUUGGCUUUGACGGUAUAAGUGACUUCAAUGUGAAUUCCGGAAUGUCUUUGAUAGAAACAGAGAGUACCCGAAGGGGAGAGAGAGAGGACUUGAUUCUAACUCUAAUCAAGAGACUUUGGAAUUCAUACCAGAGUCUCAAGGGGUCUAGAUGGGCCGAUAUGGCCCAUACCCAUAUGUCCCGAUAUGGCCAUGACUUGGAUGGGCCUAUACAAUAUUCAACAAUCUUCAGACACUGUUUUGCUUUAAAUCUGCUUGUCACCAUUCUCGGAUUCGAUUGCUUUUUCUUACGUUGAUGAAGAUGUACCUGACAUUAAAUUGUUUUCAACUGUUGGACCUGUUUGUUUUGACUCAAUUCAGUUUCUGUGCUUCCCCAGUUGCUCCUGUUAUCAUUAUGAGUGCAUAACCCCAAAAUCAAUGCGUAGAUUUGAUCUCUAAUGUUAUCAUUUUUUUGGAGUAAAGUUUUAUUACUAUUCUCAAUCUUCACCCCUUUUGUUUUCAUUGUUUGGUCAGCAGCAGCCAAAUGGUGUGGCACUGCUUUUUGUCGACUUUUACUGGCUAGCUGCUUUGAUAUAUUUUUACUUCGAGAUUCGUGGACUUUUAUCUUCAGAAUGAUGAACAAGUCAUGACAUUAGACUGAACUGAACUUGUGACUUUCAAACCCUUAUAUUUUGCCUGGGACCCUCACAAAUUGUAAAAUCUGUUUUACUAAUUUCGAUUGUCGUGUUACCUUUUACUUGGUUUUAAUGUUUUGAAUAUAUUACUGAAAUGGAUUCCUCUUCUUUGCAGCCAGAAGCAUUUGUAAAAGUUCGCCCACGCUGUGAAGCCCCUAGGCGAGAUAUGAUAUAUCCUACAAACUACAUGGCUUGUCGUUAUGUGCGAGUUUCCUGUUUGCGUGGGAACCCAAUAUCUAUAUUUUUUAUGCAGGUGAUCUUUUACAAAAGGUUUUUCCACACGAGUUAAAAGUGGCAUGAUGAAAAUAAAUGCUCACUUCUUACUGUGGGAGGAAAUGGCACUAUUUUCUGCUGAUGAUGUUUUCCCAAAAUUUAACGGAUUGAAUAGGAAUAGUCUGGACUGGUUUAGCACCAAAGACUGCCUUGCUGGUUUGGGCCUGAAGCUAGCCAGAUAAUAUGCUUCUUUUUCAACACCUUUCAAAAACUUUCUUUUUUUUGUUUUGGUACAUGCUCAUCAAGUUGAUGGUGAAUAAACGUCCAAAAAAAAAGGGAAAGGAAAGGGACUCCACUAAAUGCUUGGGGAUAAAAUGAAUCUGUUUGUAUGCAUUCUGUUUACAUGGACGAAUAAAGUGAAUCCGAUAAUGCGUUCUGUUUGUAUGGUUCUCAACAACUGUACUGAAAAGUUCACUUCGUCCAUGUUUUAGUUCACGCAGAAACUCUGAUUUGUUUAAUGUCAAGAUCUCAACCUCAAUCACAUGGAUAAAUGUUGAGGAUGUAUUUUGCCUUCUAUGGACUGACAACUUUUAUAGUAAGAAAUUUCGGUGCUCUUAAACUAUCCGAAAAUUCAGUUAUUCAUGAGACGAGAAAAUUAAAUAAAAAGUCAGAUUGUCUUGACAUGUACAUGCCAAUUGAUGCAGUUACCUAUGGGUGGGAAUUGGCUCCACAUGGAUAGAAUUAAGAACCUAGGAUAUUGAAAUGUGCAUUGCUCGGAUUUUUUAUCUGUCCCUUUGAUGAAUAAUGAUAAAAUGAACAAAAAAGGUGAUUCUGUCUUUAAGCUGAAGUAAUAACUGUUAUCUUUCAUUUUUAGAGAUAAUUUGUUCUCACAAUUUUUUCUUUUGUUACCCCAAUAGUUUAUGCAAUAUGUGCCCUUUUUACUGCAGCUCAUUGGAGUUUCUGUUACUGGACUGGAACCAGAGUUCCAGCCACUUGUUAAUUACUUGUUGCCACAUAUUGCUUCACACAAGCAGGAUGCUCAAGAUGUGCACUUACAGGUAAUCUCUGAUGUUACUUUGACGUUGGCGUUGAAAGUUUUCUUCUUUGCCAUGAUUUUGCCGUGACAUCUAAUGCUUUUUAGUUGAUAGUUGCUCCGAGACAUCACCAACCGGUUGCUAGUAUUUCUUCCUUAUCUCGAGGUAGAGUAAUGACAAUUUCUGUGUGCGGUAGAAAUUAAUUGGAUGCUGGGUGCCUACCUCCUCUCUUUUAUGUGAUGAUGUGUAUACUUUGCGUUUCUUUUUUUUUCAGAUGGAUCUUUCCAACUUUACAGAGGAAUCUGAGUCUACUAUGCGAUUUUUGGCCAUGCUUGCUGGUCCAUUUUAUCCACUUCUACAAGUUGUGAAGGAAAGGUACCUAGUAUUUCAGUAUGAUAGAGUGAAUCGGCAAACAGAUUAUUUCCCCACGUUUUCUGAUAUGAAAUACUUCUGUAUUUUUGUGCGGUUUUACCUCUUUUUGAAUAUAUUUGCAAAAUAUGAUUUCCUCCCUCCUGUGCACAACCAUGCACAAGUCAUAUGAUUUGAAACCAGUGUCUGCAUCUGGUUGAAUUCAUGCAGAUGUGGCCAGGAUUAGGCCAAUUCUGUUGAUUUCAUGGUGAAAAAAUAUGGUAAGAUGAGAUAGCAAAAUGUGAUAUUUUUGUGGGAGCCUUAUCAAUUUAGAUUUCCACAGAGAUGAAAAGGAUCCGUCUUGAUGAAAAUGUUUAAGUGCAUGUUAUUAAUUUAGAUCUCAAAUUAUCUUGUCUUUUAUCCUUGUUAAUUUUGAUGGAUAAUGACCAUAUUGUGAUGCAGCGAAACUUGAGAAGGGGAUGGCUUGGACGAGUUGUGAUCAACUCUAGUGUUGUGGAGGUUGGAGUCACAUCUUGAAUCUUCAAAAAACGUGCUUCAGUGGUUGUCCCUUUACUCUGAAUCCACAGGUUCAAGAGACAGGUUCCUUGAGUCUACAAGGGGAUGAUUCUGAAUCCAUAGAAUCGAAAACAAGGUUCCCUGAGUCUAUAGGGGUGCUGGAGUUCACUUGCAGAGGAAGAGAACUUCAGGAGAAGAAACUCACAAAAUUGUAUUUAUAGAAAAGUAGUAUGCCUCUGGGGUUACAUGGGGUGCCUUUAAAUAGGUUGAAGAGUCUUGAUUUGGUGCCAAGAUUCGAAUUUCAAAUGAAAUCUAAAUUUGAAAUCAAAUUUCAAAUAAAAUUUAAAUUUCAAAAAUAAAAUCUAAAAUGAGAAAUGAAAUUUGAAUUUAAAACGAAAAUUUGAAUUUCGGAUGAAAUCUGAAUUUCAAAUUCAAAUUUAAAUUUCGGAUGAAAUUAAAAAAAUAAUAAAAAUAAAAAUAUGGGCCUAAUUUCGUAAUUGGGCUAGCUGCAACUAAAGUGGGCUUCAAGUUGCAACAGUAAUGGGUUUCAGGUGCAUCAAUAAUGGGUUUUGGUCUUCUUCAGUAGUGAGCUUCAGGCUUUGGGUUGCAUCAUAUUGCUAACCUAAAGAAUGUAGUGCUCUGAAAGUGAAUUGUCUACGGAGACAUUAAUGCUGUCACAACGGUCUACUUAUUUACAUUGACAAGCCAAAUUUUGAUCUCUUUAAGCUUGAAAUUUUCUCUCUUUCUAACCAUAGAGAUUGAUGGAAGCACCAUAAUGUUCUGACGAUUUACAUAGGCCUGGAAUUGAAUUCUUGACUGAGUAACUUAGGGAAAAUGUUGCACUUUGAGCUGACAACUUUGGAACUGAGAUUUCUUGAUAGCUCAUCUGAUGCAAUCUACUUUUAGCCUAGUUCAAGUGGAAUUAUUAGCUCCUAAUCUUGCUGGUUUUAAGUCCCAGGAUGCAGGAAGACACAUAUUGGCCCAAAUUCAGCUCUAGAUGGCCUAAUAAAAUAUUUGGAUUCAUCUUGCGUCAAAGUCUCAAUUUCCACUUUUCUUUUUGUUUCCCUCCUUUGUUUGUUUCAAUUAACAGAAUUGCCUCCCUUUCUUUGGGGUGUUCUGACACAUUUUCUUGGGACGUUCUAACUAGAUUUUAACCUAUUUUAAGGCCCCUAUGUGUAUCUCUACGAAAUAUCCCUCUUCUGAGGUUUUAUUUUGCUGUUAGUAGAUUCCAGCAUCCUCUAGACUCGGGGGAACUAUUUCGAUCCUGUGGACUCAGGAUCAAAUCUUUGUGGAUUCAAGCAUUAAGGUCUCUUCAUUCUGUGCACUCAGGGUGAAAUAUCUUUAGAUAAAUCAAAUUUCUUGUGGAUUCAAGGAUGAGAUUUUAACUCUGUGCAACUCAGACUACGUAAACUCUCUUGAAUCGUUCAUUUUGCAUUUUCUGCUGUGUCAUUAUCUAGCUACCUCUUGAACAUAUGGAAAACCAUUUAUGUUAAUCUUACUAGUUUAUAUACUAUUUUUUCGUUGGCCAUUGGCUUAUCUUUUCUCAUUCCAUCAUAGUUACGACAUCUUCUGAUUACUUUGUUAUGAUUUGUAGUGGAGAGGCACGUUUUUUAUGAUACAUUGUGCUUGGGAAAAAACAUCUUCGGACUUUAUAUAAUCAUUUUGCGGGCUUGAAUAUAUGGCUGUUUAAUCACAAUAUUUUCUAGACCUUCCAGUUAUGUAGGAAAUUCCAAGCAGUAUUUUAAGAAUUGAUCUGACAUAAGGUUAAACCUGUCUGACCUCAUCAUUGUUUGACCCUUGCUUGCACCUGGGGCUGCUAGUAGAUAGUCUUCUCCACAACAGAAGAUGGGGUCACUGCUGCUAGUCCUGAGAAACCACCAUUGUUAAUGAGUCGGAUCGGAACUUCGGUCUGCAAGCAGCAUUUUAAUGCAAAUUUUCCAAUUUUUGCUUUUGGAGUUGACUGUUUGAUUGGGCAAAACAGUCUGUCCGGUUGAAGGAAACCAGAUGGGUGAAAAGUUGCAUCUAUAGUCGAUAAAAAAUUAAAACUGACAUAAAAUUUUCCAUUUUGAAUGAAAUGAAAGAACUACUUAAGCUCCCUACUCUCCCACCCCCUGACACUGUUAUGGGCAUUUUUUGGGGGGAGAAAAAGUGUUAGCAGGCUGCUAGCUGCAGUAAGUAUAGUGUAUCAGUGCCAUAUAUUGGGAUUUGCUGUUGCUCUUUCUUUUUCUUUUCUCUUGUUCUUUCUCUCCCUCUGUCAGAGGAUAUCGGUUCUUCUUCUUCCUUCUUCUCCCCUUGCUUCACAUGGACGUAACAAGUUACCUUCUUUAGGCCUUUCAUACUGCAGACAAGCUCACAUUUAGUUUUAUAUUACUAAGGACUUCGGAGUUCCUAAUGCCUGUGCACAGUGGAGGUCUGUUUUGUCUUUUCCUAUUCACUGCUACAGCCUUCCACGGGAAGAAGUAUCCUGAUCUGUGCUAUUCUUCUUUAUCCUCUUGUAUGUAAACAUGUUUCCGGAUUCUCUAACAUUUUUCGGUAUCUGGUCGUUUCUCUUUUAAACCUUUCGUAUUCCUUAUCCUGUGUGCAUUGUAUUUAUUUCAUAACUCUUAUUGUUCACUUCGUAUUAUGUUUACUAGAGUUUUGUUUUUAUGGGAUCAACAGAGAAGCUGCAAGGACAUUAUUAAGCAGUCCUGAUUCUGAAGUGAGAAUUAAUCAAGCUCCCUCUUUUACUGUUUCAUCUAAUUUUGAGGUAUACGCUUUUUAUAUACAUUUGUGUACAUCAAGUUAUUUUUUUCUCAAGAAAUACAAUAACAAUGUAAUUUUGACAUAUAUAGCCUUGUUCGUGAUCAUUCCUAGUGCCAGACAGAAUUUAUUUGAAAUUACUUCUGCAUAUGAUUUUUCAAUGGUGUGAUGGCCAGUUUUGUAAUGCGAUAUAUCUAGUUUUUACAAAAUCAUUAUUUUUCUGAGGGAUUUGUAUUCAUGUAUUUGUCCGUUGCACUGUUAAUUUCAUUUUUCAUAGUAAAAAUAUUAUUCCUUAAGAUCUUAUGGGAAUUUAAGACAUGAGUUUUGUGUGACAAGAUUACCUUCUAAUGCUGUCAAUGACACAUGUGAGAUUGGCUGACUGGUAGAUGCCUUUUUCCUUUUUCCUUUUUCCUUUUUUAAAUUUCAAAGGGGAACUAAUUUCCCUCUUUGGAUAAUUGUGGAGGAGAUCUCUGACAUGGCUUGGCCAAUCUGGAGGAUGAUUAUUGAGAAGAUUGAUGAAGUAUAUCUUGACAAGUUUCUAAUAAUGAGGUUUCAGGAAGGAGUACUUUGCUGUGUUGGAAUAUAAGGUCAAGAUAAUACUUUAAGAUUGCAAUGUGUUUCUGGGCAAAAAUCCCAAGAAAAUAUUCUGCUUUAUGGAACGUUCUUCCUAUUUUAUGGAUGUUUUAGGGUAGGCUUUCUGAGGUUUCAAUAAUUGACAAGGUAUCUCAGAGUCACUUUUGUUGACUUAAAUAUAAAGUCUAGGUUCAGAUGUCGGCUCCACCUGUGGCCAUUUCUAUUGUGGCAGAAUAUUUGGUAGAAUUCCUAAUCUGUGUGCCACUUUGGAAUUUCCUGUUGUCUGGACGUUUAUCUUACAGUGGAUUUCCCCACUAGGGCCAAAUUUGGUCAUCAUUUAUCCCAAAAUGGGCAGUCAAGUGGCAUGAAGUAAUGCCAGUAAUCUAAAUGGGGCUACCGAAUGGUGGCUUGAGAGGGCUUGAAUUUAGGUUAACUACAGAAGGGCCUUCAGCUUCAGUAGUUUAUCUCGUUUUAAUGGUAUCUGUGGGAAAAACGUGCAAUUUGGGGUUACUUUCUGUUGGGCAGUUUUCCUAGUUUGUUGGUUUCCUAGUUGGCCAAUUUCCUUUUUUGUGACCAGAGAAAACCUUACAGGGUGAUUAAAACCAAAUGUCUUGAGGAUGCAACUGUUUUGAAGGAUUUCAUUGAGCCUGAUAGUUCAUGAUUUUCCUGUUGGGUUUUUCCUUUCUAUCUGUUUCUCUUCACUGUAUUUUCGUCCUUCUCUAUCAUUCCCUAUGUUAAGUGGAUCCAUUAGACUGUUAACAGAUCCACUUAAAGACUAAUGUAAUGGGCCUGGCCCAUUAACUCAUGUAACCUGUACUUAAGCGGGAAACCAAGAUAAUUGAUGUCAGAUUUUGGGAUUGUGGAAACUUUGCUCCAAGAAGUGGUGACUGAUUCAUCUUCCUGGAAGAGGAGGAUCGUGAAGAUCAACUCCUUUCAUUCUCCAAGUUGCAAGAAUCUCAAUCAAGAUCAAUUCUCAACAAUAUCCUGUGCAAGCCGGAGGGCACUACUUUAAUGAGAUAAUGGCAUUGCUUUUAGGAGUGGAAAGUAGAUUAGGCUUGAUGCUCUAACCACGAAGCCCAUAAAACUCGGCUAUGGUGGCUUCAGGUGGCAAUAAUUCAGCCACAAACGUCGAGAGGGCACAAGUUGCUGAGAAUGACCAUAAGAAUAGCCUAUGGUCCAGUUACUUCACUUAGCUCCUAGAGGCUUCAUGUAAAGUCUCUUAGUUAAGGAAAAGGACAAAAAAGAGAGUAGACAAGGAACAAUGGUCAAGCUUAUUUCAUGCCAGUAGUGCAGAAUGAAGUAGCACCAAAGGAGUAGGUGGUCUUGACUAAGAGUUCAAGAGGGUGAGAUAUUUUAUUGACAAGCUUUAUGAACUCACAGGUUUUUGUUCAUUGGUUUAUUCAAGUUUCCAUCCUCUAUUGAAUUAAUGUCUCAAGUACAAACUUUGGCUACUCCUGCAUAUUGGAUUCAGGAGCUAGUGACCAUAUGACCCGCUCACCAAAUGUCUUUUCUACAUACUCUCCUCGUCCAAGCAGUAGGAAAAUGGUAAUAGCUAAUGGUUCGUUGACUACUGUAGCAGGUGUAGGAAAUGUUAAAAUAAAGCCUUCACUGACUUUAAAAAGUAUUCAUGUCCCUAGGUUGUCCAUGAACCUUGUGUCUAUCCAACAUUUUACUCAAGAUUUGCAUUGCAAAGUGGGUUUUCAUCAUGGCCAUUGUGUAUUUUAUGACAUUGGGGAGGAUGAUUGGACAUGCUAAAAAACGAGACAGACUCCACUAACUUCAAGUGCUGAGUUAGUCAAACAUUGCAAAGGCCAAGUUACCUUACUCUCUUGGGUUUUGUUCAUCUAGUAUGUAGAGUCUGGUUUCACCACCACUGACUUGGACAUCUGUCAUGAAGGGUUAUUAGAAUUUUUUUUGUCUUUAUUUCAAGGCCUAAGUGUUGAAGUUUUUCGUUGUGACAUUUGUGAACUUGCUAAACAUAGGUGUGUAUCUUUUCCAAUUCGUAACAAAAGUUCUAUUCCUUUCUUAUUCAUAGUGAUAUUUUGGGGUCAUGUUGUUCUUGAUGUUUCUAGGGGUAGAUGGUUUGUGUCAUUCCUUGACGAUUGCCUCAUGUUACUUGGAUUUUUUCUGUGCAAACAAGAGAUCUGAUGUUAGUAGCAUUCUCCCAAAUUUUUGUUCCACAAAAUCAGUUUGGGGUCAAUGCCAAAAGGUUUAUAUCAGAUAAUGCUAAGGACUAUUUCAAUCAAAUCCUAACUCUAUAAUUUCAAAAAGAGGGGAUAGUACAUGAAUCAUUACAGCACAACCUCAUAGGUCCGUCCUUGUUAGUUUAAACACCAUUGCCAUCCCUACCUCCUUGUCUCACGGUUAAUUCAAUAAGGACUGGAAACAAGCUAUGAAUGUGGAGAUAGAGGCAUUAGAGAAGAACAAAACCUGGGAGUUAGUUAGAUUGGCAAUGGGAAAGUGACAUGUCAGGUGUAAAUGGGUCUAUACAGUGAAGUAAUAAGGAUACAUAUCAAACCAAUGGAUCUAUAUAGAGAUAAAAGGCUUGCUUGGUUGCCAAGUACUAUACUUCUAUGGAAUUGACUACUUAGAGAUGCUAGUUUUGGUUGCAAAGGUGAAUACUGUUAGAAUCUAUUGUCAUUGAAAGUUAAUUAUGGCUGAGAAUUAUACCAGUUUGAUGUUAACAAUAUAUUUUUGCAUGAUGAACCAGAGGAAGAAAUUUAAAUUGAGGUCCCACCGAGUUAUGGGAAGAAUUUGGUAGCUCAUAUGGCGUGUAGUUUAAAGAGAGCAUUGUAUGAACUCGCCUAUGGCAUUAUUUGAGAUUUGCAAGAGUUAUAUAUUGCCAUAAGGGUACAACCAAAACCACAGGGUUCACAUGCUGUCCACUAAACAAUCAUCAUUAGGGGCAGUCACAACACACUUGGUAUACAAUGAUGACAUAAUAAUGACCAAGAAUAGAGAUAUAGAGAUACAGUGUCUGAGUCAAUGUUUGGCUAAGCAGUUUGAGAUUUGAGCAUUAUGGAAGUUGAAAUAUUUUCUUGGGAUUGAUGUUGCUCAAUCUAGGCAGGGCAUUUUCAUCUCCCAACAGAAGUGUGUUAUGUAUCUUCUUAGUGGACAAGAAAGAUUCCAUGCAGACCAACAACUAUCCAUAUAGAUCCAGAUCUUAGACUUGGAAAUGUAGAAGAUGUUGUGGUAGAUAGGGAAAUGCAUCAACACCUAGUAGGAAAGGCUCUUACACAGUCAGAUAUAUCAUACGUGAUGAGUUUGAUUAGUCAGCUCAUGCACAAUCCAAAAGAAGUUUAUCUACAUGCAGUUUACUGAGUGCUACAAUAUCUCAAAUGGACUGUGAAAAGGUAUUCUACUCAAGACAAAUGGAGUGUUGGUACUUGAGAUAGGUGCCGAUUAUGUGGGGUCCAUUUUUGACAGUAGAUCAACUUCUUGAUGUUGUAUGUUUGUGGGUGGCCAUGUCGUUACGUGGAGAAGAAACAUGAUCUUGUAGCACAGUCUAGUGUAGAGGCUGAAUUCCAUGCAAUGGCUUUAGGUCCAUGUGAACUAGAAUUACUUUGGUUGAAGAUCAUCUUAGAAGUCUUGAAGAUUAAGUGGGAUGGCUCAUGAGACUUGAAAUAACAAGUCUACGACUAACAUCUCUCACAGCCUAAUAUUACAUGAUCAAACGAAUCAAAUUGAGAUUGAGAGACAAUCAUGGAGAAGUUGGAGAGCAGAUUGAUUUAUACACCUUAUGUGUCUACCCAUGACCAUCUCGACGAUGUACUUGCUAAGGGAUUAAAUAGUUGAGUAUUUCAGAAUAUUUUUCCAAAGUUGGAAAUUGGAGAAUGCCUUUCCUCGUGGAACAGUUUCCUAGUUGGUCAAUUUCCUUAUCCUAGGCAGUUUCUUUUUUGUGGCCAGGUAAUUGCAUAUAAAUCGCAGUUGCUCUAUGAUUCGAAAAGAAGAGUUCCUGACUGUUUAUCUUAGCAUGGCUUGCAUCAGUAUCAUUUACUAACCAUUGUAUUAGUGGAUUCUUGUACCAAAUGAUGUAGUUAACACUGAUUGCGAUAAGUGUAAAGGAUAUAUAUUCUCUUAGUGAAUCUCAAAGCGUCUUUUAAAACGUCCAAGUUAAUUCGUUCUUUCACGAUAACUUUCCAAAUGGAAAACUAUCAAAAUUUCUCAACAUUCCAAAAGGUAUUGAUAACUGAUGGGAUUGAAAGUAUGUGCAGUAAUAGGGAGAGUAUACUUCAAAGCGGAAGAGUUGAUUUCUUGAAAAAAUUUGGGUGUUGAAUCUCAUGCUGAAGUUUGUUCGUUAUCCCUUCUAGAUAUGAGAUGAAGGCAGUCAUGUAGAGAUCAACUUGGAGAGAUAGAGAGGAAGACAAUUAAUUGGAAUUAGUGAGUUAUGUGUUGACUUAAGUAGAGACAUCUAAUUGUACUAUGCUUACCUAUUUAAUCUCUCAAUUUAGUUCGGGUAAUGAGACGGUAGUAACAAAAAAAGUGGGAGAAAAAAGAAUAUUUUUUUGUAUGUAAAUAGUAUUUAUUUCCCUUUACUAUUUGGAAACACAAGAAUCCUUAUGCAUUACUGCUGUGGCAGUGUUACUACUGUGUCAAAUGGAACUCUGAUUGGUCUUCCUACAUCACCAUUUGCUUUUCAGGUUCAGUCUAGGCGAUCACGCAGCUUAACUCCUUUCCAACCUGUAUCAUGCUCCAUCGUUUUUCGUCCUGAUGUUGCAUUUAUGCUUCUGCGGAAGGCAUAUAAAGAUCCUCAUCUUGGUUUUGUUUGUCGACUUGUAUGUAUGAUUGUCUUUACUUGAUGGGAUUUGGUCUUACACUUUUUUCUAUGAAAGUUUUACAGAAUUUACAAAUGGACUUUAAUGGAAUUCAGGCUUCAAGAUCACUACAAAAACUUGUGGUGCCUACAUCCUCUGAAGAAGUCUUCAUUCCUGUUAGUGAUUCCACAUCUUCGUUACCUGAUGAGACGGCCAAAUCUGAAGCACCUAGUCACUAUUUAAGUGAUUACUCAAAACUAUUUGGGGAGGAAUUCCAAAUAUCUGAUGACCACUGGGAGGUUUCUUUAAUAAAUCUUCUGGAUAUAACUUCAGUUGAAGAAGGUGUUUUUCAUAUGCUUUGUGCUUGUGCAGCACAGGUACUUUUUUAAGUCUUGUAUUGAUUUUCACAAUUAUCUUGUGCUCUGAGUAGUCAGUUAUUUGGUUCUGGUGAUUUAUUUGUUGAUGUCACUAUUAUGCAGCCACUGUUAUGCUGCAAACUAGCUGAAAGCAGUGUGGACUUCUUAUCUAUUUUACCACUAGUGCAAGCAUUGCUCCCAGGUUAUGAAUUGCCUGCUUUGGUUUUCUUGGACCGUAUAUAUAAGCUCUGAAAUAAAUUUCAAUGUCAUAAUUUUUCUCUUUUACAGCUCUUCGCCCCCCAUUUGGUACUCUCCAAGAUCUUGUUCAUGAUGGUUUCUCCCAAUGGAAUCAUCCUCUUGUGCUGUGUGCACUGUCCCAGGUUCGCCUAAUCUUUUCUGGUAAUGUGAAAUUAAUUUUGGUGUCCUGGCAUUAACGAUAACUCUGUUGCUUCGACUGUAACUACAGAUAGUUGCCAUGUCAUCUUCCCCAGCUUACUAUCCUCUUCUUCAUGCUUCUGCGGGUUACUUGUCAUCAUUCUCAGUGUCACAGGUCUGCGAAUCGGGUUUCAGUAUUUCCUGAUAUUACAUUAAACUAACUUGUGUUCUUUUAGCAUUUGAUCUUUCUUUCAGAUAUCUGUAUUUAAUAUAACAGGCAGUUGCGUUUAUUUAUGCUUGUUCCUUUUCUUUUUCGGUAUAUUCUUGCUAAAUUUAUUUAGUCGUCUGUGAAAUUGGUUAGGUUAACAUAACAGAUUCAUUGGCUCAUCUUUGAACUUUAUUACCAGGCAAAAGCAGCGUGCGUCAUGAUUGAUCUGUGCUCUGGUGCCCUUGCUCCAUGGUUACCAAUGGUGACAGCUAAGGUUGCCCCCCCUUCACAAACACACGGAAAGUGUACUACCAUCGAAGAUGCAUACAUAGUCUUGCCUGGAAUCUUUCUCAAUUCAUUUUGAAUGUUUUCAAUAUUGUAGGUAGAUCUAGCAAUCGAACUUAUUGAAGAUCUAUUGGGGGUGAUUCAGGUUUGAUGGCUAUUUUCUUCUUUAGUUUCAAGUUAUAAGAUGUUCUUUUCCUUAUUUUGUUGUAGACAAGCCUAAUUUUGUCUUUUCUGAUUAUGUUCUUACUGUAAUAUUACUUGUAAUUAAUGUUCAACGACCUAGUGUUUUGAUCCUUUUCUCUGAUAACUGAUUCAAGUUAUUAGGACUGCCUUGAGUUGUAAGAAAGGUCAAUUUGGGUUGUCUCGAGUUCCAAUAAACAUUCCGGGGCUAGUACAGUUUCAUUAACCAUGCUGAAGGCUACUUUGGGCUCAAACUCAGGUGACUUAUGGCUGGACCAGGGUGUCUCGAAUUACCUUUACGAUAAGCAUAGAUCUCUAUGUACAGAUGCUCUUUGUGGAUUUUACAAGCAUCAAUUCAUGCCAAUAUCUACUACAGUAAUGCUACUAAACGUAUAUAAACCAUGAAUACAGAUGCAAUGUGAGAAUGUAAAAUACAUAUUACAGUGAUAGAGAUAUCUGGGUUGGAGAGUUGUAGUUUUGCGAGUAGGCUGGGGUUGGUGCCAAUGCACCCAAACCAAAGUUCAGAUUCUGGCUCUCAAUUGCUGGUCCUGACAUUCUUAAGUUGAGAUGGUUGAACAAAUCAUGAUUAUUUGGGUUGUUGCCCCUGGUUCGAUUUCCAAUCCUAAUAAUACAACAGAUUUUGUUAUUUCUAUUUUCCAAAUCUUCUUUUUAACUGUGAUCUCAUUUAUCUUUAAUGCGUUAGAUUGAUUAUCUUAUCUAGAUUGAUGUUGAAGCAUUUUUGUAGGAUGGUCGACAGUAUUCGUUUACCUCUUUGGUGAUUGGUACACUGUUAUGGUGUUUCUCUUUAGAGAGAAAUAGUUUGAGCAAAAAUAACUUCAGAAAAAUGGGAUGAAAAAAAAGAGAGUGAGAAAGAAGUAUCUCAUGGUUUAUGCCGUCAAUCAUUGUUGUUGUAAUAAAAAAGAGGAACAAAAUAUACAUUAGAGGAAAGUGUCCUCAUUGGAUCUUCGUCUGAUUGUCCUGAUUUCAGCUCUUCAAUAAUGGAAAAAUUCAGUUUUGCAUUCAGCUUGCUUGUAUAGGUUUAUCUUUAUUCUUUGUAUGGUCUGGAAAGAGUUACAUGCGAUAUACCUUGGAACUAAAGGUGGGAAUGUCUCAUCAAAUUGCUUAAUUCAUGCACAUGCAUCCUGUAGAAGCAUUCUUUGCCAUGGUUGAGCUGGGUUCAUUCUUAGUCUGGGUGGGAUCUGCAUUGGAUCGAAACAAUUAAAUAUUGGAUCCUAAAAAACGUUUAUAUGCUCUCAGAGCACAUCUGAGCUGUCCAAUAUUUCUGCAUUGAUCUCAGGUGAGCACAUCUAUAGUGUUUGAUGAUUUCAUGUAGUGCAUACUGAUUUCAAAUUGGACAAACCACUGUUCGCUAUAUUUUAUUCUGAUUCCAAGUUUAAGUUCUGUGACCAGCCGUCCGAAACUCCAUGGAGUCCUUUUGGUAGGGCGGUGAAGACCACUUUCCAUUGUAAAUAAUUCACAACGAGUGUGUAAUCAUUCACUUCUUAUAAACGUUAUUCAGGUUGUGGAUGCCAUAGGUUCAGGUGCGAGAACACAAAAAGGGAAAACUAAUCACAUGGUACUACACCAAGGUGAUUUCCUAGGCUGACAAGGAAGUGGUAACUUCCUGUAUUUUUUGUCAGAUAAAGUAGCGUUUUCGGGUAACUAUAAAAAUCGGUCAGAUCAUGCAGGUGAUGGAAGUGAGUAGGGUUGAGGAAAGAAUGUUGGCUUUUCCAUUGUUGUAGGAAUAUCAGCAAGCCAAAAGUUUUGGUUCAUCGACCUUUUUUUUUUUGUUUUUCUCUUUUCAGUUCUGGAAAGUUUUAUCUCGAACAUAAGCAUCCACGGUGUUGGAUACACGAAAAGAUAAACGAGAGGUGCAAAUAAUGCUUUGCUUCCAUUCACUGGAUUACUUAUUGGUCUAUCUAUGCCACUGGUAAUGUUCAGAGAUAUAGCUGCUUCAAUGAACAUUUUUUUUGUUUUCUAUAGGAUGGAUUCGACUUUGUUGGGUUCAUAAUUGGGGAAGUGAUCGUGAUACUAGUACAGGAACUUUGAGUUUAAAGAUGAACUUGAUAGCUGGUUGGGCAAUUAGUUAUUUAGUUAGUUAAUUAAUAAAUUAUAUUUAUGAAGGGAGCUGAAUUGGUCGCCAUUCAUGAAUUCCCGGUCAAAUGUGAGGCCAUUUGCAAAUAGCUGGGAGCACGCAAGCUGCCGUGUUUCUCAUUAUGUGAGCAACCAUUCACGAAUGUCUGCUCACUGGGGUGCGUCAUACAUUGUCUUGUUAGUAGCACUUUGAAUUGAAACGUCUAAUGUGCCUUUUGCCAGGGAACUGAAGAUGAAUACUGUAGAAUCAAGAUGGUUCAUGUGACUUGUACAGGAGGGGGGCUGUAUGCGUUUUUCAGAUUGAGAAAAAUUAUGACUUUUUCAUCAUGAAGUUUUAAACUGCAAAUAAAAACAAGAAGGGAAAGAAAUUACUGGGUUGAUUGUUGCAUUGAAGAUAAAGGCGGUUGUAUAUUAAUUCUUUUACCUGUUUUAUGGUCUCCUAAUAUAGGUGUCUCUUUGUUGACUUUAAAAUAAUAGAUCCUUUAUUUGUGUUGAUUUUUAUUUGGUCGUGAGAAAUAAACGCAGGUGCAAUUUUUAAGCAUUAUUUCAUCAUCUUUUCUUGAUAAGAGUUUUCCCAACUUGUAAUUCAGCUCCUUUAUUCUCAGGGUGGUUCUGAAUCAAUUGUUCAUUUUCGAUCUGCUUUGAAGUACAUUAUAUUGGCUUUGUCUGGGUAUGUGGAUGAUAUUCUAGCGAAAUAUAAGGUCAGUCUAUAUACUGUGUUAACUGGAAUGUGUUGUUUGAUAUGCCAUCCAUAUUUAUCUUUGUGAAGUGACCCUGUUUCGUUUCUCUGCGCUACUUACUAUUUGCAGGAAGUUAAGCAUAAAGUGCUUUUUUUGGUAGAAAUGCUUGAAGAUUUCCUUGAACCAGUUAUGAGCAUUGUGAAAGGUACGAUUGCAUUCAGAGAUGCCUCAACGACAUUUUCAGCAAAGCAGGAGGAACGUUGUGGAAUGGCUCUCAAUAUUAUUCGUACUGCUGUACAAAAGCCUACUGUCCUUCCAUCUCUGGAGCGUGAAUGGAGGCGAGGAUCUGUUGCUCCAAGGUGACUGCGAUAAAUGGAACUCCCCCUUGUCUUUUUCGGUUUUAUCAGCGUAAGAAUAACAUGUGCAUCUAUUUUAAUGCAGUGUUAUUCUUUAUACAUUGGGCCCAAACAUUCCACUGCCUCCAGAGAUUGACAAGUGUAAACCCUCAUCUUCUAAAACGAUUGAGAGGGAACCUCUACCUACUUCUAAUGAUUAUGUCCAUGCGACCUCUUCAAAACCAAUAAAUGUUGAUGAUUCAGAUGGGAAGAUUGACUUGUUAGAAAUUUCUAUGAAGGUAGAUAUGCUUGACGAUGCCAAUCUCCUGUUUGCACCACCUGAAUUGAAAAAUACUUCAUUAAUGAAAAUUUCCAACCUUGUCAAGGGUGGUAGUCUAGAUAAAAUCAGUGCAGAUCCUAUUGAUUCCGCGAAAGAUGAUAAGCAUCAGAACAAGAGAAUGUCAGAUGAACAGUUUAGAGAUGACUUUAUUUUUGAUAAUGGUUUGUCUGCACAAUAUCUCAAUUUACAAGCAAAUUAUCUGCAACUCGUUUACUAUGAAGAUUGUAAGUCCAGAGCAUCAGAAUUUCGGCAGUUGGCACUUGAUCUGCAUUCACAGGUUGAGAUCACUCCUGAAAGUCAUGAUGCAGCAAUUGACGCUCUGCUGUUAGCUGCAGAAUGCUAUGUCAAUCCCUUUUUUAUAAUGUCGUUGUCAAGACCAAAACAUCUGUGUAAUUUAUAUGGUAUAGGUUCCGGAAAACAUAAGAAAAAUGAUGGCAUGGAACUGAGAAGUAUUUGCCCAAAAAGUACUCAUGAUCUGGAAACCAUUGAUCGUCUUGAAAGAACAAGAGACAAAACUGUCCUGGAGAUACUUCUCCAGGCAGCUAAAUUGGACUGGGAGUAUAACCGGAAAGUAUCCCAUAAUACAGAGCCAAGGUACGACACUGAAGAGUGCUGUCAAUAUGAUAACAUUUCUUUAGUUGAUAUGCAGCAUGCUGAUUCAAUCACCCUCGUCCGCCAAAAUCAGGCUUUGCUUUGCCAGUUUGUAAUGCGAUAUCUACAAAAGGAUCAACUCAACUUGCAUGAAAUUCUUUUACAAAGCUUACUUUUUAUUUUGCAAUAUGCAACAGAAUUAUUUUCUCUUCCUGAAGAUGUGAUUGAUGUCAUAUUGCGAUCUGCUGAACAUCUUAAUGGUGUUCUUACUUCUCAUCGUCCGCUAAAUGGAGGAACCUUGCAGUUGUCUCCGGCAAAGUUGCAUGCAGUUCAACGCCAUUGUUUGCUUCUUCAAAAAUUGGUUAUUGCCUCUUUGGGUGUUGAUGAUGAAAUGGACUCUGCGGGUAUUUCCAGAAAUGGCUUUCAGUACAGGAGUUUGGUUCCACCAACAUGCUGGAUACAAAAAAUACCAAUAUUUUCCUCGUGUCCUUUUCCACUAGCACGGUUCCUAGGUUGGAUGGCUGUUUCACAUCUGGCAAAGAAAUAUUUGAGUGACCAGUUAUUUCUUACCUUUGAUCUAUCACAUCUUACAUCAUUGUUAUCAGUUUUUGCCGAUGACCUUGCACUCACAGAGGAUCUAGGUGUCAACAAGACCUUGGUUUCAACGCUGCAGCAGACUGGAGCUCAACAAAAUCUUCAGUCUGAUAAAGACUUUGGGUCCUCUGAUCCUUCAAAUGAUCAUAAUUUAUUUCGUAUUGUUCAUCCUGAUCUUUACAGAUUCUUUCCUAUGAUGAAGAAUCAAUUUCUGACCUUUGGGGAUACAAUUUUACGAGCUGUUUGCCUGCGGUUAAAUUCUUUGCCUUCUGCCGCUGUUCCAGAUAUCCUAUGCUGGUUUUCUGAUCUCUGUACAUCACCAUUACUUGGAAAUGGAAAGGAUCUAGUUUUGACUACCAACCCACCUGAUCGUUCAAGAAGGUUACCUGGUACGAAUGUUAAAGCAAUUAUUCCUUGUGUACUGGAAGCAAUAAUUUCGAAACAUUUGGAAGCUAUGCUGCCUGAGAUGCCUAGGGUAACACAAACGUUGAUAUCAUUAUGCAGAUCCUCUUUCUGCGAUGUUAGUUUUCUUGAUGUCGUGUUUGCACUAUUAAAGCCGCUUAUUUCAUAUGCCUUAAGAAAGUUCGAACAAGAUGAGCCAGUGUUGAGGGACGAACAUUCUUCAAAUGAUCUUGAAUCGUUAUGUUUUGAAGAAAUUUUUAGUUUUAUAAAAUGCAAAAUUGAGAAUAAUUCUGUCACUGGGAAAACGUCUUACAAUGGAUCACGGGUGAUUUUCAUUUUGGGCGGUCUUUACCCUGACCUAUCAUUUCGGAGGAAAAAAGAGAUUUUACUGUCCUUGUUAGAAUGGACAGAUUUUACCACUUUGGAACCGACAACAUCUUUUUAUGAUUAUCUCCUGGCGUUUCAGUGUGUCAUAGAUAGCUGCGCUAUGUCACUUGCUCAGUCUUUAGAAAAUAUUGGCAUUUUCAUUCCCAUUCAGAAAGGUAAAGAAGAAGCAAAUACAAGCUCUGCUGUUCAGCUUGUGGAUGCUGAUGGUCAUGAUUCUUUACUGACAACGAACGUCGAAAUAGCAGGUAGCAUUGGUCUUUUGAGCAUAAGGCCAUUAUCCUUGGUUGAAGUUGAAGAAUUUUCCAAUGUAUUAGAAAGCUUGGUUCGAAAACUUUGCCCUGCAAUUGAAGCCUGCUGGGGCCUCCAUUUUAAACUUGCGACAAAGCUCACUGUUUCAACAACGAAAUGCCUCCUGUUCUUGGGAUGUUUGACUUUGUCUUCUCAUUCUGUCACUGACAGCAAAGAGGGGGAGAUUGAGGAUGUUCUUCAAUGUGGAUCAGGUGACUAUACUUCAAAGAAUUGGGUAGCUUCUCUUGAAGGACUCACAGAGGCUAUUUUGAUGAAUCAGCGAAACCAUUGCUGGCAAGUUGCAUCUUGUAUGCUUGAUUAUGUAUUUCAGUUGCCUCUGAACUUUUCAGACACCAGCGUGAUUCAUAUAUGCUCUGUGAUGAAGAGUUUCUGCUCUCUUGCUCCCAGAAUUUCAUGGCGUUUGCAAACUGAUAAAUGGCUUUUAUCGUUAAUCAAGAGGGACAUCAGCAAUCUUGGUGCACAUGACCAUCUGAUAGAUGUGUUCUGUUCAAUGUUAGGCCACUGGGAACCAGAGCAGCGAUAUAUUGCAUUGAGGCAUCUUGGAAGACUUGUGGGCCUGGAUGUGAAUGAUGGAGUGCCGACUCUAACAGUUCAAAUUGGUGCAGUCACAUUUAACCUGGUUAAAUCUGCUCAUGACUCGAUUUUGUCCAAAGUAAUUUCAGGCACAUGGGACAGAGUUGCAUCAGUGGCAUCGUCUGACCCUUCAAUGCAGCUGAGAGCUCAUGCAAUGGCUUUACUAUCUGGCUUUGUACCAUUCACCGAGCAAAGUCGAUUGCAGUCAUUUCUUGCGGCAGUUCAUACCCUUCCUGGCUUGGGACGACGUGGAUAUACAACUCAUGAGGUUCCUUUCACGAGGCUUUCAAUAGGCCUGCUUGCAAGCGCAUGUCUAUAUUCUUCUUUUGAUGAUGUAUCUUUGAUAUCUGAUGAUGUUUGGCAAAAAUUGGAGUAUAUAACAAUGUCAAAAACAGGUACAUUAAUCAGUCUUUUCAGUUUUCUUGGAAAACUGUCCACACAGAUGUGCUGUUUUAGAAAAAACAAUGAUUUGCAUAGCUCUUAAGUUAUCAAAAAGUUAAAAUUUGUUAGAUUGUGAUGUUGAUAUCCUUUUUGUAGGAUUUGAUGCCAUGGAGAAGAGUGUGAGCGAAGCUCUAUGCAAACUUAGAACUGAGUUCAAUGAUGCAAAGGAGGUCUAUUUUUUUCUUUCAUCUAUAUAUAUGUUAGCUAUCUAGAUCCAUGUAUUUUUUUCAUUCUUCUUCUAGAAUUAAAUGUUGUUAUUGAUCUGAGUUGUGACAAAGUUAUGAGCCUUUGAGUGGGAUAAUGUUGAGUAAUGUUAUUUGUUUCCUUUACCCGCAAAACUGACUUGCUUUCGGCUUACAAGGUUCUCAAAGGAGUUCUUUCCUCAAGUUCAAGUCCGAAACACAGUGACCCGGCCUUCAACACCAUGCGAGAGUCUAUUCUUCAGGUUUCUUAUUUGGAAUCCUUCACAAUUAUUAACAGCUUCUUUGGUGGGUCGUUGCUUCAAAUCUUGAGAGUAGUCUGCUAUGACUGUGUGAACUAUGGAUUUAUUUUAUUUUCUUUCACUCGUGAUUUUUACUUUGAACAGUCUCAUUACUGUCAUUUCCAUGCUCCAAGACAGUCAGGCCAAAAUGUCUAGAAUGCUGCGAAUUCGUAUAUUUAUCUGAUAUCAAAAGCAUUGUGUUAGCGUCACAAAAACGUUUCCUACUAAUUCGAAUUCUGUGCAUUUAUCCAUCUAUUGAUUUGUUUAUACUUGACCGUUUUUACAUUGGAUUCCAAUAAUAUAAGGGACUUGCCUUUUGGAAUUCAAAUUUAUGUAGACAUACUGCGUAAAAGGCUUAGCUACUGCCGAUGAUAGGAAGAAUUGGAAAUCCGAGCAAUUUUUUUGAUAUGUGAAUGUAACUGCUUUUGAUUCCUGUUACGAGAUACAGCAGAAGCAAGAAAACUGACUUAGCCCUUCUCAGGGCAGUACGCCAGUAUUUAUAUAUUGGUGUCUAAUAAACCUUUCCAGUAUUAUGGAAAGGUCUAAUAACAGAACACGAAAAAGAAAAUACAUCUAUUAAUAGGAAAGAAAGGAAAAAUAGAAGGAAGGCUAAUAUAGCAAAAAACUUGUUCUGCGUAACACUCCCCUUCAAGCUGGUGCUUGGAUAUCAUUCAUGCCCAGCUUGCUCCUUUGUUUGCAGAACUCUGUUGCAGAACUGCCCUUAGUUAAUAUAUCAGCCAACUGGUUUGUAGAUGAGACAUAUUCUGUGGAAAACAUUCCUGAUUCAAGUUUCUCUUUAAUAAAAUGUUUGUCUACUUCAAUGUGUUUGGUCUUGUUAUGCUGAAUAGGAUCAUAUGUAAUACUUAUUGCGGACUGAUUGUUACAGAAUAAGGUAAUCGAACCUUCCAUGUAAGUCAUUUAGUAUAUUUUUUUAUCCAAAUGCCUUCACAAAUCCCAAGGGCCAUAGCCCGAAAUUUUGCUUCAGCACUUGAUCGAGCCACAACUCUCUGUUUUUGGCUUCGCCAAGUGACCAAAUUUCCUCCAAUGAGACAACAAUAGCCAGUAGUAGAACGCCUAUCAUCAACUGAACCAGCAUAAUCAACAUCGGUAUAGAUGCCUAUUGUAAGAGAAUCUCUCCUUUUAAAUAAGAUUCCCAUGCCAAUAAAGUAUGAUCGUCAUUUUUCCUGAACUCGAUCGUUUAUAAAAUAAAGUAUGAUCUCCAUUGGCUUGCGUGAACCCCAAAGCUCUCAUUGUUUUGGUUAAGCGGUCAAACCAGGCUCUUGUGACUGUUUUAAACCAUAUAAUGCCUUCUUAAGUUUGCAUACUUUUAGAGUAUCAUUUGGGUCUUUGUAUCCUAGUGGAAGCUCUAUAUAUAUUUCUUCUGAGAUUUCUCCAUGUAAAAAUACAUUUUUCACAUCAAAUUGUAAUAAGGACCAUCCAUAAUGCACAACCAAGGAUAUUAAUAUUCGAACUGUUCCCAUCUUCGCAACUAGAGCAAAGGUCUCCAUAUAAUCAAUACCAUAGCAUUAGGUGAAGUCUUUUGUCACCAGCCGAGCUUUAAAACGCUCAACAGUCCCAUCAAAUUUAUAUUUAAUAGUGUAUACCCAUCUGCAACCCACGGUUUUCUUCCCUUUAGGAAGUAGCACGAGUCCCAAGUUUGAUUCUUUUGUAGAGCUAGCAUCUCCUCAUCCAUUGCUUUUUUCUAUAGAGGGCUUCUUAGAUCUUCAUCAGUGUUUCAAGGAGUAUCGUGUUUAUCAAUAGUUGUCAGAAAUGAACUGUAGUGCGAAGAUAGGUGAUGAUAAGAUACAUAAUUGUAGGAUGGAUAUACCUUUUUCUUUGUACAUUCUCUAAUUCCUUUGCGGAGAGCAAUAGGGCAGAUUUCAUUUCCUUCAUUUCCUUGAGUAACAAGAAGGUUCUGUUGAUCAAUUAGUGAAUUGUCGCAUUCAAUAAUAGAAUCAUGUGUAUCUACUGUGUCAGACAGAUCCUGUUCAUUGGUAUCUUCUGCGUCCAGUUGUUCAUGAGCAUCUGUUGAGUCAGGUUGUUCAUAGGCAUCUGCUGCAUCUAGCAGAUCUUGUUCAUGGGUGUCUUUGAACAUCGUGAUUGAACAAUAGGGGUCUAUCAGUGCAAGUCAGCUGAACACUGAUUGAUGAGUGGGUAGGUGGGUUAGGUGCACCUCUCGCCCAGUGGGAAGUCAUGAGGCUAGUCCCCCCCUGAAUGAAUAAGUAGUGGGCCCCCCUUCCCGCCCACGUAUGCACCUUUAUUUUUUUUCUAAAUAUUAGAUUUCCGGAGAAUCUUUGCUUUCUUUUAUAAUAACCUCGACCAAAUCGAUUUGGUCGAGGUAACAUUUCAAGAGCUUCAUUCUCCUUGAGAAUCUCAAUGUGUAAAUCGUGUUUUUCCGGCACAGGAAUAUCACAGCUAGAUACUUGAUUGUUGUCUGUUGGAAAUACAUGCUGCUUUCAUCAAAUGUGACAUUAAUCGUCAUCAAAUAAUAUCAGACAAUUCAAGUCUUUACCUAAUUUUCUCAAUGACAAUAGAUGUGCAUUCAAUCUUGGAACAUGAAGAACAUAUCUUAAUGACCCUAAUUUCUCAAGAUGAAUUGAUCCAAUGCCAACUACAAGUAACAAAUCUCCACUUGUAGUAAUAACCUUCUGAUUAUUGGUAGAUACCUCAUAUGUUAUGAAUAGUGAUGCAUAUGGUAUCAUAUGAUAAAUAGCUCCAGAAUUAGUGAUCUAGGACACUUUUUGGGGUGAAGGUGAUGCCAAUGAUGAGGUAUUUAAGCAUAAGGGAAAAUGUUUAGGAAAGUGCUUACUAGCAUGUGCGAGGGAGGUGGAGCUGAUCAUGCUCUUUAGCUGUUCAAUUUCUUCUCUGAGUUUUCCAAUCUCUAAAGGUUGGGAGGAAGUAGAUCCGUCUUGACUAGCUCCUCCUUGAAUCAUGGGUGCAACACCAUCUUCAUUUUGAGCAUUAGCCAAAUGUAACUUUCCAUAAUUCGGUGGUUUGCCAUGGAUCUUCUAGCAUGUCUUCUUAGUGUGAUGAUGUUUCCGACAAUAAGUGCAAAAUAGGUGUGCCUUCGGAUCAGUCUUACGAUCUCCUUUGAUGAAUGGUGCUUUACUAUUCCCCUAUUUUAAUACAGUGGUAUCUUUGCCCUUGAGAGUGCUGAAUGCAACAGUUUCUGUCUUUAAAUCAUUUCUCAGAUUUCUAGUAUUUUCUUCUUGUUUGGCUCAUGCAAUUGCUUCUUCAAUAUCUGGUACUAUUUCCUGAGCAAGGAUCUGAUUUACUAGAGUCUCAUAUUGUAGAUUUAGUCCCAUCAAAAAUUUAUACAGCCUGUCUUUCAUGAUAUAAUUUUGUUCUUCAGUAUCAGGGUUCUUGAUUGGUCUGUAGUGGUUGAUUUCUCUCCAAAUGAAUUUCAAUUCGCUAGCAUAUUUCAUAACAAUCAAUGUUCCCUGUACCACAGUCAAAGAUUUCUGCACCAAUCUAUAAAUUUGGGAUUCGUCAUGUUUAGUAGAGUGAACAUGACGAACUUUGUCUCCUAAUUCCUUCACAGAUUUCAGAAAAAGAAAUUAUUACUUAUUUUUGGUGAAAUAUUGUCUAGCAUCCAAUAUUGAAUCAGUGCUUCUUCUUCUUUCCACCGAGAAUAUCCUGAGUUGUCAAUACUUGGUGAGGAUUGCAUCAGGUGACAAUCCAGAUUUCUCCCACGUAGAAUAAGUUCUACAUAUGAUGUCCAUUGGAACAAAUUGAUUUCAUCAAAUCGGAAUCUCUCAGCAAUUUUAGGUAGAUCUGAACAGACCUUAAUUACUUCAAAUGAAUGUCCUGGGCCAGAGGAGGAAGAUUCACUGACCUUUGUCUCCAUGUUCUUCAGCUGUGACCAGAUAGCCAAAAAAAAUCUUAAACAGAGAUUCCCUGAUGUGGUCCGAAUAACAGUUUCUGUUCAAGAAACUGAGGAUGACUGCCACCGUCAAGAAAUGACAAUGGUGUAUUCGCAGAUGUCCAUCACCGUCAAGAAAGGACAACGAUGUAUUCGUAGACGUCCUGCCACAGUCAAGAAUCAACGAUGGUGUUUCAGUAGACGUCUCCCACCGUUAAGAUAGUGACUCUCCAAAGAAUCUGCCGGUCUGCUUAUGACCAAGAAACCCCACAAUUUCAGGUACUGCAGGCAAGAAGAAGAUCACCAAGCGACACUCCCUGCAGUGUGAAGUCGUUGUCACCACCAAGGUUGGUUGAUCUUCCGUCGGCAGUCUUCACGCAGGAUCAGAGAGAAAGCUCUGAUACCAUGUUACGAGAUACAGCGGAAGCAGGAAAACUGACUUAGCCCUUCUCAGGGCAGUACGCCAGUAUUUAUAUAUUGGCGUCUAAUAAACCUUUCCAGUAUUACGGAAAGGUCUACUAACAGAAACACGAAAAAGGAAAUACAUCUAAUAAUAGUAAAGAAAGGAAAAAUAGAAGGAAAGCCUAAUAUAGCAGAAACCUUGUUCUGCGUAACAAUUCCCAUCUUAAAUCAUGGUUCCAAGAAUCACCAUUGUUGCACGAUAAACUUAUCACUAUUACCACCUUAUAAAUGCAUCAUGGGUUAUAUCAGUGCAUCUAUAUUCAUUCUAGUCAUUUCCCAAAUUAACAUUGAUCAGAAUGAAGAAUCUCAAAGGAAAUCAGAGUAUGAUCUGAUGGAUGCUUUAAACUACGCUCUUUGAUUUAUAUUAGACUAUCCGAUCCACAGUCUGGGUGCAUAAGAUUCAAUAUUUUCCUAUACCUUGAUCGUGUCUAUGCUCAGUAGUUUUCUUUAUAUUUAAAUUAUGGAUUUCUGGAAUUGUGUUUCCAGCAUCUCAAUAUAAUUGUCUGUGACUAAUUUAGUUUUGUUUAUAAGCCACAUAAUGCCUCAGAAUUGACCUUUUCUUGGGCAGGUUAUUUCUUCUUUGGCUUCUGUACAGGCAUACUUUGAUUUCUUCUCCCAGAAAAUCGAAAAAGAGGCUCAGGUUAGACUCAGUUCGUGAGUUUAUAUCUUAUGAAUGUACGAACGCAUGUAAGAUAUGUUAAAAUUAUAACGGACAGAAAUAGUUUUGGAGUCAUAAAGCCUCUUCCCAAAUACAAAUAACUCCAAAUGAGUAGAAUUACUGAAGAAUACUUUUAUUUCAUAACCUCUCUGUGUUCUUUCAGCUCUUAGGAGGAAACAUAAAAAGCAAAAAAUGUCUAUAGUAGGCCUUUAAGCAAAUGAAAAGCAUCAUGAAUGGGUCACGAUGAGACUGAGUCGACUGCUUUUACUUCAAUUAUACUGUCUACAAUGCCAUCUACCUCUUUUGUGGAUUUGAUCGGAAAUAUUUCGAUGUCAUUACUAUGGGGCAUCCUCAUUCGUGUGACUCAUGAGGCAAGUUCAAGAAAUAAAUAAGUUUGAUCGUUUUUUGAAUAGGAUUUGGGAAAUGAGCAUUGUUGACACAGGAUAAUGAGAUGUGAUCAAAAAACUGUGGAUUUGUGAUUCACAUGGUUCAUUUUCCAUCAUAUCAAGCAUCGUCAUUUUUUCAAGAUGUUCCUCAUGAUUGCAGCUGUUGAUGAUAGUCAAAUUUUGCUUGUAUGAAAGAAUGUCCUGCAUUGUUGUGGAACUUGGUUGUUUUUGCACCUUUCCUCAACGAUUGCAGGUAUAGGUGCUGUUCGUAUUUUUCUUUUAAAAAAGAAUGUCCUGCAUUGUGUUGUAGAACUUGGUUGAUCUGUAUCAUUACGAAAGUUGAUUUCAUGCUCUUAAGAAACAUCAAUAUAGUGAUACCAUUUCUUUCUCCAUUUCUGAAAAACUCUCCACGAUCAAUAUCUUGACUUUGGUUUUGUGUCACUGUAUUUGAUAUCAAUGGCAAUUGAGAACACUUGUCGCCCAUUUGAUUGGAAGCGGAUGUUAGUAUCUACAAAAGGUUCUCAGAAUUGGUUGAUCUGGAGAUUCUGGACCACAAGUCAUGAUAUCACGGCCACAAGUAUUUUUUCGAGCACAAGUCCUCUUGAUAUCAGUUGAUUCUGGAGAUGACGUCUGAUUUUCUGGUUGAUUUCACUCUACAGUACCCACGGUGGUUGGUUUCUGGUGCUAGUGUUGCCAUAGUAGGCUGAAUGUGGUUGUGCGGUUCAAUGUGGGUUGGCUCUCAACGUUUUCUAGAAGUUGGAGAAUUCAUUCUCUAUAAGCAUUUAGAGAAUUUUUGGUGAUUAGGUUUGGAGAUGACUGUCAAUCCCUGCCAGAGGUGAAUAUAAAUAAGGUUCAGAUUUAAAGAAAUGCCCAGUUUAUGAAAUAAAUUAUCAGGAAGGUGGAGAGGUUCAAAGAUCGAAAUUUUCUUAAACGACCCACGUUAGGGGUCAUCUAUUUUCAUCAAUUGUCUACAUAGGUAGAAUAUCUCGCAGCCCAGAUCUGCUGCAAUGCCGAAAGAACAGGUUUCAAUUGACAUCUAGUUUAAGUGUUUUGAUUCAUGGCAUCUCCUGAUUCAUGAUACAAGUAUUUUUCUGAAAGAAUCCAAGAGUAUGCCUGGCUUGUUUAUGACACAAUUUGGAAAAGUGAGGAUUGAUUCCACUAAAAAUGGAAAUUCAUUCCGUUUUAUUUCUUUGAGCUGUGCUAGAUGUAGCUAUUUUUGUUUGUCCUUGGCUGGUUAGACCAUAAUUUGAGUUUCUAUUGUACCAUUGUAGGAGUUAGAUGAGGCUGAAAUAGAAUUAGAGCUUCUUCAGAAAGAGAGAACCCUUCAGAACAUAUCAGAAGGUCCAGACAAAGAGGCACAUCUACUCGCUGAUAUAUCUAGUAUGUUUUUCUUAUUGAAAAGUUCAAGUAUUCCAUUCGUUUCUCUGGUUGUGUUAUUUAUCAAUGUUAUUGGAACAGACGAUUUAAAGGAUGUUUUUCGACUACAGCAAAUCAAAGAAGAAAUUCGUUCCAUGUAAGUGCUGAAUUUUUUGCUUGUUAUUGCCUGGAUUUUCUGUGUAAACAUCUUCUGCAGAAUGUGUACCUGUGAUGCUCAUCUUAGGCCUAGGAUGGUUCAUCAUUUUUCUCAUGUUCUUGUCCUGGGGCAGAGCAUGGGCUCUGCGACCAGCCUGCAAGAGGAGAGGUUAAUUUUUUUGGUAAUUCACUCUAGUGAUAUUUGUCAUUAUUGGACUUAUCUGAUGUUAAAUAGGCACAUUACAUGAGUCACAAGGCAACCAAGUGAUUUCCCAAGGUUUUUUACUGUGCAUUUUGAGUAAAUAGUAAUGCUUGAAAUACAAAUCCUUGAAUAUAAAUGUGCUUAUGGCUGGAGUUCAGGCCUUCCACCUUUCUCCUCUGUCUGUUGCGUGAUGACAAUGCCGAUUCACCUGAAUUAUUGCAUUCUUCUUUUCCUUCUGGUAGGCCUGGGUUAUGCGAAUUUAUCAUUGCGGGGGGAAGUCUUUGAACUAGUUAGGUUGUUUCUUGCAUUUUGAUGAUUUUGUCUUGCCAUCUUCUGAGCCCAGUCAAUGUAUCUCGAGGUUGGAAUUUAUAUCAACAUUAAUUCAUAUAAUGGUUACAUUAGUACUGGAUACUAGCUUUGUUGCUGGGAGAACAAAGAAUUUGGGAGGACAUGCAGGAUCAGUUCUAGUUUAUUCUGAUAAAUGCUUUUGUUAAUCAGGCAUAGAACUUUUGGUUUUGAAAAUAGAACUUGUGCAUUGGCUUUGUUGUAGAUAUGUCAUUUGCCCUAGUUCUUGGGCACAAUUAAAAUGCUUCUCAGCUUCUACAUCAGUUAACCUUUCAAUUUUAGGGGUGAUGUCGUCCAUCCACUAUCCAAUUUUAGUGGAUUAUAAGCUCAAGUAACAUGAAUCAUAGACUAUAAGCACAGGAUGGCCCGAUAACCUAUCCGGCUAUCAAUAAAAUAUGUCAUAAACGCAUCUGAGAUUAGUUUUCCUGCUUUUAUUCAUUUUUUAUUUUAUUUAAAUGUGUUUGAAAUCUGUUUGAGAGUGUUAUAACUGAAUCACCUUUUUAGAGGGGCCUUAAAAGAAACUCGGUCUAUUUAAAGACUCUAGUUGUGGCCCUAGAGGCAUUAAUCAGUUUCACAAAAUUUUCACCCCUUUGAGAUUCUAUCUCGUUGCUAUAAGACUCUGGUGUGUUUUCUGUAGAUUUAAGGAAACCCUCUUGAUCUUAUUGACUCAAGAUCACCUCCUUGUUAAUGCAUGGGUUGAAGCUUCCAAGUUUUGUAAAUUUAGGGCAAAGAAUCUUCAUAGAAGUUUUGUUUCUUGUGGAUUCAAGGAUGAAAUUUAAACUCCAUGCAAUUCAGGCUAUAUCAGUUAGUAUCUGAACAAACUUCACAUUCUAGAUCCAACUUUGAAGAUGACACAAGGUAAUAAAUUAUAAAUUAAUGAGAUAUGCCAUCUCUUUGACGAUAAUUUCUUCAAUUUCAAGACCAUAUUGAUUAGAAAUUUGAAAGUAUAGAUGAUACUUUGAAGCAAAUAUUAUCUCAUAUCUAUUCAAGAAUUUUGUUCACUAGCUUAGAAUAUUGAAAAUAAAAAUGACUUUAGGUGUCCUUCAUAGAAAAAUCUAUCAAAAGAUACCAGGUAAUUCAAAAAGUCAAUCUAAAGAUGAUGGCAGUGGAGUUUUUUUCAUUAAAAUUGAUUUGCCAAGCUUUAAUAGUCAUUUGAAAAUUGAAGAAUUUCUAGGCUAGAUAUCAGGUGUUGAAUGAUUUUUCGAAUAUAUGGAAAUUGGUGAUGAAAAAUUGGUAAAAUUAGUUGUGAACUUUAGAUUUCUGUUCGAAAGAUUGGAUGAUAGCUUUUAUUUUUUAACAAAACUAAAGUAGAUCUUGCUAGGUAGAUGCUUUGCCUUUUAAUUUUUAUCCUACUAAUUUUACCUAUUUUUCAUCACCAAUUUUCAGAUAUUCAAAAACCUUUUAACCUCUAUUAUCUAGUUUACAAAUUCUUUAAUUUUCAAAUGACCAUCAAAAUUUAGUAGAAGGCGGUUCAUCUAUUCAUAGGCAAAGUCUAAGACACCCCUAAGAAGCAUUAUUGGAACCAGUGAGCUUAGGAGAGAACUUAGGACCUUUCCAGUUCAAAAACCUUUUAACCUCUAAGAGCUUUUUAAUAGGCAAAGUUUCUUUUAGGACACCCCUAAGAAGGCGGUUCAUCUAUAACAAUGUCUUAAACAGAUUUGAAACAUGUUUAAAUAAAUUAAAAACAAAGAACAGUAGGAAAUGAAACUUAAAUUGAGAAAACUAAUCUCAGAUACGUUUAUGAUGCGUUUUAUUGUGGAUCGGGUUAGUUAAUGUGCCAUUUUGUACAUGUAGUCUAUUAUUCAUUCUCCUUAGGUUUCUAGUCCACUGGACUAGGAUAGUGGAUCGACUACAUCACAGAACAAAAUUUGUGCUUGUUCUAACUAGUUGCCAACACCUAGCACAUAACCUUCUCAACAUUAAACGUAGGACAAGUGGGUGUCGUGGGAAAUCCCUCUUCUACUGCAGUACCUCUCGUUGCUGCUUGUCACCAACAAAUAUUCAUCUGAAUCGAGGGAUGAUAAUGGUUUAUGUGACUAGUUUUCUUUGUGCAAUGGAUUUGGAUAUGGCUGGUGUUGUUUGGGUGCAGGAAUUCACUGUUUUUAGUGUAUAGUUCCGUUCUGAUUAAUUAUGUUGAACCAGAGAAAAAUCCAAACUUAAAGAGGAAAUAAUAGUUCGAAGGCAGAGAAAGCUUCUUGUGAGACGUGGUCGCCAAAAGUACUUAGAAGAAGCUGCUUUACGAGAAAUGGAGCUUCUGCAAGAGCUUGACAGGUUUCUUCUCAAAUUUUAUUCAUUUUGCUCUUAGGCGAUGCAUGGAUGAUUGUUUGUGGUUUCUCCAUCUGCUAGUUGACGAAGGGUCGUAAGUUCUUUCCUUUUCAGAGAAAGAACCAGUGAGGCAGAACGUGAGAUUGAACAACAACGAUUAUUGGAAACUGAGCGUGCAAAGACAAGGGAACUGCGUUAUAAUCUUGAAUUGGAAAGAGAAAGGCAAGCUCAGGUAUAGUGUCUACAACUUCAAUCAACUCCUCGCCAUAAACGAUGUCCCCCACACCCACACACCAGCAUAAUGGUAAAAGUAUAUAGUCCAUGUAGCCAGCAAUGGUAUAGUUCUUUGGAUCACGUCUAAGCUUGCACUAGUAAGCUGUAGUACUCAGUAUAGGAUCCUUCUUUUUCUUCGAUUUUGUUUAUUCUGAUUCUGUUCUGCACACUGGUUUUAGUUCGUGACUUAUUCUUGAGAGGGUGAUCAUAUACUUCUUUUGUUUCCUAAUAGCUCAUUUCCUUUGCUAUAAAAUGUUAAUUUGUAAUUGCCCUAGUUUUAUUUGGAAUAUUUCUACUUACUGUCUCGUUCUUCCAAGAAGGUUUAAUCCUAUCAAUGAUUCUGAUAUUUCUGUGUAUUUCCCCUUGAAGUUUGGACGUGCUUUUUGCAUUUUUUGUUAUAUAUGUUAAACAUGUUUAAAAACAAUCCCUCACUAGAAAGAUGUAUGUGGAGGCUCAUAGCUGAAGAGCCUGCUGUGAUUAGGAACCUGGAUGAACUCAUCUGGGAAUAACUUUAUGUGAGCUGGAUCACUGGGGUCAUCCCCCUUCCCUCUUCCAAAGCAUUACAAAUAUUUCAAAGGAACAGGUUAGCACAACGUGAAAUACAUACACGAGGAUGAGAAAGUUUGAACCAUUUGAUUGCUUGUGAGCGACAUGCAGAAUCUUAGUAUUUCACAUUUCUGAAACCGGUUUCUGAAUCCAUAUUUCUAUGCUCAUUCAAAUCGAGAAGGGCAAGCAGGCAAGUUUGAGGUUUCUUCUAUUGCAGAGUUGUAUUUUCUUGGGCACAUGGGAAGGUCCAGAGGUGUUUACUGCUGUAGAUUUGCUUGCGUGCCUUAGGACGUCAUAUCUGUUGAUGCCGUGGUAUUCGCACAAGAGCAGGUCUUAAUGUUGUGUCUCAGUAUCAAACAAUAUGUGGAGGCGUUAAGCACGGUCCCUUCUAUGUCUAAAUACUGAUUUUUCAUGAUUGCUUGCCAGAAAAGGUAAUAGAAGCUCAUAACAAUUGGGAUCCAUCCUGUAAUACUCUGAUGUUUCCAGCAGUCAUAGUGAGCUUCUUUUCCGCAUCGCUGAAUUACAUCCGUACCUGGGGAGCAAGAUGGUGUUAAACCCCCCGCCGCCCAGCCCCCCCACCUAAAGAUGGAUUUCUCUCUCAUUGAAGUGUGAAGGUUUGAUCUCAGAUGCAGUUCUCGUUGGGCACCAGCUUCCCUCCCAUUUGAUACCUUGAAGAUAUAAUAGGUUUUGAAGAUGAUGCUAUUCAAGAUUUUGUGGGUCUUCGAAGUGGCUUUAAAAUGCCUAAUCAAGUGUCUCAGGUUUCGGUUUACGCUGCCAAGGACCAGUAAAUGCUUCAAGAUAAUGAAUGGUAUAUGUUAUUAUUAGAGAUCUAGAGUUGAGGAUCCUGUUUCAAUUUAGAUAUGCAGAAGAUCGUUCUAGCACUGCUCGUACUGAGUUGCAGAGAGAUUUCUUAUUUGCAUAAUCAUGACAGACAAAUGGUUAGUUCAUUUUAGUGGAUCAGUUAUUUCCUUUUGAAUUUGUACCAGAGUUUAUUAUUCGUUCUUUGGGAAAGGACAUCAUCGGUUGACUGCAUGGUAGACUGGGAUCUUAGCAUCUUCCUGCUCGUUCAUGUUCUCUAUCUAAUUCUCAAGGUCUGAACCUAUUUGAGACUGUAAUGCGGCCAGUUAUAUGUUCUUUCUGUUUUUAAGGAGCCACGUUUUGUGUCCAUGCACUCUUAGUCGGGUGUUUUGCCAUCCUAUUUUUAUUUUUUUUCCUUUUAGUGUGUUUUCGAUGUACUUUGUUUUGUGUCACCGAAUGAAAUGGGAGAUUGAAGGAAUUGAGUUCCACCUUUGUCUAGCGGGAACUUCAGAAGGAGCUGGAACUGGUAGAAUCCGGAGUCCGGUCUUCACGGAGGGACAUCUCUUCGAAUCCGAGCAGGUAUGCUUCAAAAACGAGGAAAGCCUUCAAGUAUACCAUGCUCUAUCCGCAAUGGGGACACUCAAAUUCUUUUCUCGCACCUGUGCAGCCGGCCUAGGGAGAGGUACCGCGAAAGAGAUAACGGGAGAACGGCUCCUGAAGGCAGCAGCAGAGGCCGAGACGGAGGUACCUUUCUGGCGACGGCAGCUCCGGGCUCCACGUUGGUGCUCGCGGGAUCGCGGUCAUCCUUCCUGGAUAAGCAGCCUCCCACGAUUCUGCAGCCAUUGGAGCGAGCGGAUGAGCGCGGCCCCGCUUACGAGGACAACUACGAGGGAGGCAGGGAUUCGGGAGACGCGAGCAGCGUCGGUGAUCCGGAGACGGCGUCCCUGGAGGCCGGCGGCUUCGGAUCGGCCCCGCGGCAGGGGCGCGGCGGCAAAUCCAGACAGAUCGUAGAGCGUAGAGAACGGGAAGGGAGGAGGGAGGGGAAGUGGGAGCGGAAGCAUUCCUGA
Messenger RNA from Spirodela intermedia, 38257 nucleotides. The record is from the annotation of a GenBank genome assembly. Lineage: Eukaryota; Viridiplantae; Streptophyta; Magnoliopsida; Alismatales; Araceae.